CUCAUCAAAGUGAAAUGUUACAUCUGAUGUUUGUUUGACGGUGAGCGCGUGUACACAAAUGAAUGGUCAUGUCGGCGAGAGUAAAGCGCGCGAGCGCCAGUAAACACUGGGGUGGGGCGAGUGUGCGCUCGGGUAGUGUAUAACGGUAACGUUACGUGAUUACGCCCUAAACACCUCAACGCAGCGAGCAGGACGCACGGAGAGCACUGAUGGGAUGCUGUCUUUGUCUCAUGGAUGUCUUUUCUUUCUGUAAACGUGGAACUUUCUGUGCUCGGAAUGGUGCUUUCUGCUGCGCGCGAGAGCACUUUUCAGGGACUCAUCAUGAGAACUGGUGAAGGGAACUCACCGCGGGAACCUCGUUCACUUUCAUACUGCAGCCUAAACAAAUCGUGAGCGGGGGAGAAGGAAAAAGUUGCAUUUCUAUUUUUUGAGGGGGAAAUAUGGGAUUUGGCAACUUUUAAAUAACUUUUUUUUAAGGAGCUCUGUCGUUCUCGCGCGCGCUCGGGGUGAAGUUCGGCGAUGCCUUCUCUGCACCAUGGCGCCGUCUUCAUUGGCGUCUUUCUCAUCGUCACCGGCGGCUCGACCGCCUUCCUCACGUCCAACCAGAGCAGACUGCAGGCGUUCAGCCUGUGCUGCGUGGUCCUAGGCGCAGUUAUGCUCAUCCUUGGCCUAUUCUGGGCCAUGAACAGUAAAAGCCACCAGGGCUCCUACACGAACGAAUACACGCACGACUACGGGCACGUGCUGUUCAGCCCGCCGCCCGGGAACCACUUCCCGGAGUCCCAGUCUGUCUUCUUGCACAGAUCUAUGGAAAGGCAGAGACGAGGCCUGUACGGAGACGAUUUUGACUACCCUCCAAUGGAGCCGACGUGUUUCAGCCCAGCUCCUCGAGGUCCACCGCUCCACUGGGAGAUGGAACCUCCACCUCCAUACGAAGUGGCCAUCAAAACUACGUGCAGCUCCACGAACAUGCGACGAAGUUACUCGGACACACUGUUGCCCACCGAGCCGCUCUUCAGUCGCUCCCGUGAGAUCAGCUUUGAAGUGUAAGGCUUUGUGCUGUGAACGUGCCAUUAGGCAGCGACUGUUCACUGCAGCCAACAACUAGCAUGGAGCAUGGCUCGCCCAGGGAUCCUUUACUAUUGAAGCUGUUGUUGUUUUUGUGUACAAUAAGAUCCAUUCUGAAUGUGGUCAAAAGCGAAAUUAUUUAACCUUAUGAAAUGGUAUUGCCCCUAGGAGUGUUUAGUAUCUGCUGUUUAGUGCUAUGUGGUAUUUCUUUUGUUAUCAUACUCAGAAGCUGUAGUAACUGCUGAUGGAUUAAUGCCUAAUCUCUGUCAGUA
Clarias gariepinus (North African catfish) is the source of this 1340-nucleotide messenger RNA. RefSeq lists its product as uncharacterized. The transcript has 2 exons. The record is from RefSeq and is a predicted model, not a curated record. Bases 520 to 1050 code for a protein of 176 amino acids. Lineage: Eukaryota; Metazoa; Chordata; Actinopteri; Siluriformes; Clariidae.